This is a messenger RNA of Aspergillus uvarum CBS 121591, 1935 nucleotides long. RefSeq lists its product as uncharacterized. The record is from RefSeq and is a predicted model, not a curated record. NCBI's taxonomy places the organism in Eukaryota, Fungi, Ascomycota, Eurotiomycetes, Eurotiales, Aspergillaceae. Gene Ontology annotation, molecular function: protein binding. The transcript has 2 exons. The annotation marks the transcript as partial.
AAUUUGAGUGUCUACUCAUCAUAUGAGAUGAUAUACGUUGGCCUUAAAUCGAGAAGCGAUCGGCGAUCGCGGGAUGCGCUGGAUCUGCUGUAUAUGUUCUCCUUCUUCUAUUGGGAGAACAUUGAAUUUAAUCUGAUCAAAGCCGCGGCUACGAACCCUCGGCGAGAACGAGAAGAGACUCAAGCGCGGCGUGAGCAGACGGCCAAGCAACCACUAUCAUCUGUGAUUCCAGUGCCCGUGGCUAGGGCUUGGAUAGCAGCAUCCUACCAGUGGAUUACCACAAUGGCCGACCGGAUGACCAGACCGAGCCCGACUCUGCCGGAUCUGUUGCGAGACGAAGAUGACCAACCCUUCGACGAAGAUAGGCUUCGAAGUGCGCUGUCACUCUUGGUUCGACUAGGCAUGGUGACCCUCCACGAUGAAAACAACAGUUAUUGGAUGCACCCGAUGGUGCACACCUGGGUGCGACAGCGGCCUGAAACCAGUACCGCCGAGCAGGCCCUCUGGUGCCAUGCAGCCGCGACCGCUCUGGCGCAGUCGAUCUUUUUCCACGCUCCGCGGGGGCUCACGGCAUUGGAUGAGAGGUACAAGCGCCAGAUCUAUCCCCACGUGGAACAUGUGCUCAAGUGUCAGGAGGAGGUGGAGGCGCGGUUUGCCGAGAAUCAGAGAAGCGUGCAUCGGCCGUGGCACCAGAUGACGUACCUGUCCACUCUGCCUCAGCAAGGGUUAAAAAGACCUCAUCAGGCAGUAGAAUUCGCCAAGUUCAGUUUGGUCUACCUUCAUUGCGGGCAAUAUGCCAAAGCAGAGGAGUUGCAGCGUCGAGUGAAGGAGUACAUCUUCGCAAGGUCCGGUCCCGAGUCCGAGCACGGGAUCACGAUUGCUCUGUUGCUGUCCAAGACCUACUCUCUGCGGGCCCGCAAUAACGAGGCACGUGCUCUGCAAUAUCGAGUGCUGGACGCGGCCAAAAGCGUCUAUGGUACCGAUCAUCCCAUCACUUUACAGAUCAUGGAUGAUCUUGGCACCACCUGUCUGGCAGGCAGCCGGCUCCAGGAGGCUUAUCGCCUCCAUGAAGAAGUCAUCGGCAGGCUAUCUGAGCUGGACGGGUUUGGACCCCAGCAUGAGAAGACAUGCACUGCCGUGCAGAAUCUGGCUCAUGUCGAACAUCGGUAUCUAGAGCAUGAGAAGGCGUUCGAGCUGCAGUGUCGGGCCUACGAGGGGCUGCGAGAGAUCCUAGGCCCCAGGCAUUCCCAGGCCUUGGAGGCUCAGGAUAGCCUGGCGAGUAGUUAUGGAUUUCUGGGCGAAGAGCACCUGCCCCUCGCGCUGCAGAUGAGCGAGGAAGUGAGGCAGAUCCGCACCCAGACCCUGGGCCGGGAACACCCCUUGACCCUCCAAUCCAACCUCACUGUGGCCAAGAUCCAGACCGCGAUGGAUCGGUUUGCAGAGGCCGAGCAAUUGUUCCUCGAAGGGCUGCCCGUCGCCGAGAGAAAUCUGGGGCCGAACCACCUCGGAACCCUGGCGGCCCGCACGUGGCUCGGGCAUCUGUACUGGCGUCAAGAACGGCAUUCGGAGGCGCAGGCCAUCUGGAUCGAUGUCAUCUCCAAACAGAGAUAUGAGCCGUCCAAACGGGCGGAUGGGGAGCAUACGGAUCGCAUCCAAGCCAUGUGGUUUCUCCUCCACUCUUAUGAGGAUCAAGGGCGGGUGGAUGAUGCCCUGCAGAUCUCGGAGGAGAUCGCGCAACUGCUGUACGACUUUGGCGGAGAAGGUCUGGGACCGAAGCACAAACUCUGGGUACAUCUGCAAAGCAAGAGGAAGGUUCUGUUGCGGUCUAAGGAACAGAGCAGUAAGUCUAAUAUUGCUGAUGGUUGUGGUGGUGGUAAUGGUGGAGGAGUUACCCUUGUUCGGCCAAAGAAGGUGGUGAAGGACUUUACCUUCUGA